This is a messenger RNA of Scleropages formosus (Asian bonytongue), 5187 nucleotides long. It is a transcript of the gene mcf2la, whose product is annotated as mcf.2 cell line derived transforming sequence-like a. Gene Ontology annotation, cellular component: cytoplasm. NCBI's taxonomy places the organism in Eukaryota, Metazoa, Chordata, Actinopteri, Osteoglossiformes, Osteoglossidae. The transcript has 34 exons. The record is from RefSeq and is a predicted model, not a curated record. Gene Ontology annotation, molecular function: guanyl-nucleotide exchange factor activity; protein binding. The coding region runs from base 169 to 3900 and encodes 1243 amino acids. Gene Ontology annotation, biological process: intracellular signal transduction; positive regulation of Rho protein signal transduction.
AUUCCUUUAAAACAUAUAUUGGCACACGUAGCUAGCAAACUUUAGCACACGUUCUGUCUUCGUUUAUCGAAAUGGGGCUGUCUGGACAGAGGAGUUGAAAAUAAAGUGCAAGAAACACAAAGCGACGAAUUCUGGAACAACGCGCUUUUCCAUAAGUCCGCGGUGUAAAUGACCAAAGUGGUGCGUAAACAUGAGAAAAAAAUAAUUCGGAGCCGCAGCAACGGUAGCUGUGUCAGGCUUCGGGUACUCUGCUCGAUCGCAGCCAACUCCGCUCCCCAGUCUCCAAGCCCCCCUUUGUCCUGGAGAAUGAUCCCCUGGAUGAAGACAGAGGAGAUGGCCCGCGAUGAAUUGGUGCAGAGGUUGAAUGCCGUCACCCACAGCAUUGACGAGAUCAUGCAGCAGGAGAGCAGCCCCCUUCGUGCUGUGGACAUCGUGAACGACCUCCGGAAACAGUUUGCCUUCCUGUCGGGAGGUCGAGGGGAGAGCGGCAGCCCCAUAAUUGUGUUCCCAGAGUUCCCGGCAUUCAGUGAGAUCCAGGAGGAAGAGUUCCACAACGUGCUGACGUACCUCACCAGCAUUCCCAGUCUCACUGCCGCUGGGGUCGGCUUCAUCCUGGUCAUUGACCGGCGCAUGGACAAAUGGGCGUCCGUGAAGGCAACGCUGCUACGCAUCGCGAGCUCCUUCCCAGGAAACCUGCAGUUGGUCCUGGUGCUGCGGCCCACCACGCUGUUCCAGCGCACUCUCUCCGACUUCUUAUUCAAGUUCAACAAGGAUGAGUUCAAGAUGAAGGUGCCGGUGAUCAUGCUGAGUUCAGUGACUGAGCUCCACAGUUACAUCGACAGAACCCAGCUUACCGAGGAACUGGGCGGCACUCAGGAAUACUGCCACGAAAAGUGGAUUUCACACCGCACCGCCAUUGAAGGCUUUGCUCUUAUGGUAAAGAAGACUGCACAGACUCUACAGUCUUUCGGGACCGAGCUGGCCGAAACGGAGCUGCCCAAUGAUGUCCAGGCCACGACCAACCUGCUGGGAGCUCACAUUGAGAAGAAGGAGAAGAUGAAGGAGGACCUCAGGAUAGCCCUGAACCAGGGUAACCGGCUACUGGAGAGCAUUCGGGAGCCGCUAGCAACAGACCCCGACUACACAAUGAACCAGGAUGAGCUAGAGAAUCUGGGUACCGUGCAGAGGCUGCUGUCACAGCUGGAUGAGACGGAGACGGCCUUUGACGAGUUCUGGGAGCGGCACCAGACCAAACUGGAACAGUGUCAGCAAUUGCGCCACUUUGAACACAGCUUCCGGGAGGUGAGAGCGCAGUUGGACAUGGCGACUGAGCGACUGACGGCCAUCUCCCAGGUGGGCAUCAGUCCUGCCCACGCGGAGCAUAUCCUACGGGAACUGAGCAGCCAUGAGGAGAAAAGCUGUGAUAUUUUGGGCCGGGCUCAGGCACUAGCCGAUGAGGGCAACCAGCUCAUUGAAAGCUCCCACUAUGCCGUGGACUCUAUCAUGCCCAAGUGUGCUGAGCUGAGGGCUGUUGCAGAGGCCCUGGCCACGGAGCUGAAGUCCAGGAAGGCACACCUCCUCAAGGUCAUGGAGCUGCAUCAAAGCCUGGAGAAGGCUGCUAAGUGGUGUGAAGACGGGAUCUACUUGCUGGCCUCCCAGCCAGUGGACAAGUGCCAGUCACAGGACGGGGCCGAGUCAGCGCUGCAAGAGAUUGAGCGCUACCUGGACACGGCUACGCAGCACCUGCUCACGGACCCCAGUGCCAUCUGGAGGGACUACGAGUCAGUGCUCAAUGUUGAAUUGAGGGAGCACGUGGAGAAGGUGUUUCACAAGCAGCGGUCUAUGCAUGAGAUGUUUGACAAGAGGAGAGUCAGCCUGAAGAAGCUGGCAGCCAAGCAGACACGACCCGUGCAGCCAGUGGCUCCACGGCCGGAAGCGUACAUCAAGUCACCCAUGUCCUCCCCAGCGCACCGCAUCACAGAGAAGUCCAGCCCUGAAGGAAGCCCAUCCAGUGGGGAGAACUGUAGAAGAGCAGAGGUUCCCUUGCAGAAUGGAAGCAGCCGGCACGCAUCUCUCUCUGAGGAGGAGGAGAACCUUGCUGUACUGAGACGACAUGUGAUGAAUGAGCUUCUGGAGACUGAAAGAGCCUAUGUGGAGGAACUUCUCUGUGUGCUGCAAGGCUAUGCUGCAGAGAUGGACAACCCUGCCAUGUUGCACUUGAUACCCAGUGCCCUACAGAACAAGAAGGAUAUCCUCUUUGGGAACAUGCAGGAGAUCUACGAGUUCCAUAAGAGGAUAUUCCUCAAAGAGCUGGAAACAUACACUGAAUGCCCCGAGCUGGUGGGCCGCUGUUUCCUGGAAAGGAUGACUGACCUACAGAUCUAUGAGAAGUACUGCCAGAACAAGCCUCGCUCAGAGAGCUUGUGGAGGCAGUGUUCAGACUGCGCCUUCUUUCAGGAGUGCCAGAAAAAACUGGAGCAUAAGCUGGGCCUGGAUUCUUACCUCCUGAAGCCCGUACAGCGGAUAACGAAAUACCAGCUACUGCUGAAGGAGCUGCUGAAAUACAGUAAGAGCUGCCAAGGGGCUGAUGACCUGCAGGAGGCACUCACAGCCAUCCUGGGCAUCCUGAAGGCUGUCAAUGAUUCUAUGCAUCUUAUUGCCAUCACUGGAUAUGAGGGUAACCUGAGUGAUCUGGGCCGCCUGCUGAUGCAGGGAUCCUUUAGCGUGUGGACAGAGCACAAGAAGGGACAUGCCAAGGUGAAGGACCUAGCCCGCUUCAAGCCCAUGCAGAGACAUCUCUUCCUGCAUGAGAAGGCCCUUCUGUUCUGUAAGCGUCGUGAGGAGAAUGGGGAGGGUUAUGAGAAGGCCCCCUCCUACAGCUUCAAGCACUCUCUCAAUAUGAAAGCUGUGGGCAUCACAGAGACUGUCAAAGGAGACAACAAGAAGUUUGAAGUGUGGUGCAACUCUAGAGAGGAAGUGUACAUUGUGCAGGCUGCAACAGCAGAGAUCAAAACAGCAUGGGUGAACGAGAUCCGGAAGGUGCUAACGGGACAGCUCCAGGCCUGCAGAGAAGCCAGCCAGCAGAGAGUGUCAGACCAGGUGACCACUGCUUCCAGUCCGUCCCCCGUCACCGUAAGUCCACUGAAAAGUAGUCAGAAAGGCAGUCAGAAGAAAGGUGAGGAGAAGAGGGCUGAUCCGGCAAGUCCCGAACCCAGCUCCUCAUCCUCACCAAAAGGUUCAGAGAAGAGCAAAGAUGAGCCGGUCACCAGCCCCACCACAGAGAGGGCAGCUGUGGCCAAAAAACGCUUUACCCUACAAGGCUUCAGCAACCUCAAGAGCCAGAAAGAGGCCACACAGCAUGAUGUAAAAAGUCUCACCUUACCAUUGGUGCUCCUGUCCUCAUCAGGCCCCAUGUCAGGAUCCCCCACUAGCCCAGAUCACAAAACCAAACGCCAUGAGGUUAAGAGUGACCCAACUCCAUUUGGCUUUAGAGGCUGGGCCAAGGCGUCCCUUUCUCUGGAUGCCUCAGAGGAGAAUGACGAAUACUCCAGUGCAGAGGACCCCUUGAACUCUGACCCUGAAGACGAAGGUGGCAAAAAACUGGCUCCUGGGAAGUACACAGUUGUGGCUGACUAUGAGAAGGGGGGGCCUCAGGACUUGGCAGUGCAUAGCGGAGAUGUGGUUCAGCUGGUAAAGGAGGGCGAGGAUGGACAGUGGUUUGUGCGCAACCUCAAAACCAGCAAGGAGGGCUGGGUCCCUGCUUCCAACCUGCUGUCUCUUAUUGGGGAGUCUAAGUCCUCCCAGUCCCUCAGUAGCUCAGAGGGGAGUGCCUCUGGCAACCUGAGUACCUCCUCCAGCUGCAGUGAAACCUACGCCAGCUUCUCAGACAUCAAGGCCUGAAGUCCCACCCACACUGUCACACAGUGCCCCCUCCUCCUCUCCCCCCCCACCACCACCACACUGCACGUUUCUCUUGAACCGCCCUACCCUUGGGUUCUGUAGCCCAUCUGCGAGCAUUACGGGAAUAUACAUGUUGUUUACUGGACAUCCUGUGAAAAGUGGUGCGUUUAAAGGGAAACCAUGUUUAGCUGUAUUUGUUUUUCCCUCUACGAGGUGCCGUUUACAGCUUGUACUUGAACGACAGUGUGGUGUGUGUUCGCUGGGAUUCUGUUCAUUGACAACUUCUGCAUCAUCAGUUGUACAAAAAAAAUCUUUAUGUAACAAAUCUAUAUUUGUUUGAUACUUUUCGUACAGAACUGAUGUCUUUUCCCAUAUUCUGUGUACAUAAAAUGGACAUUGUGAAAACUUCAGAUGGGUAUGCUGGGUAAUGUCCGGUCUUUACAGUUACUGUAAAAUUUAUAUUGGUGAGAUAGUUCACCCUGCAUGAAUAUUCAAACUUGUGUAUAGUUUAUUUCCUGAUAAAGAACAUUUGUAUAGAAGUUAACUGUUGCCUGACUGAGUCUCACUGCUGUGUAUUGCAUAAUUCUGUUUGUUGUGUAAAUAUUUCCACAAAGGUCAUCACUGUAAUAAGUUAAUGGAUUAUUGUCAUUACACUGGACAUUCUUCUUGUUGUUUGCACCUAUCUGAUAGCUGGUGUACUCAUCACCAUGGAUGGAGAUUUUCCAAACAAGUUGAAGAACACAAGCUUGCCCUUCAGUUUGUCUUGGAUGUAAUAGCUGGCAUUAGGCAGUAAACGUAAUCCAAAAGCACAGAAAGUGAACGGGUUUAUAAAGGCAGACGUCCAAAGAUCAAUAAGUGGCUCAUAUCUGAGGUUACAAUUGAUGAGCGCUGUUAUGGGGCAUUCGUGUGUACAAGGGAUGUGUGUUUGACACAUGAUUUCUCCUGAAAUGCGAUUUGGUGCUGUUAACUGUCACCUGAUGAUUCCUUGGUUCCCUGGUCUUGCGGUUCAGUAUUAUGUCAGUUUGUUUACACAAAAUUCUGGAUAUCAAUGAACACUUUGUCAGUUAGUGAAAACUCAGUUAAAUAUUUUCAGUUCACUGUCAUGUCAUGUAAAUUAUUGUACUUUUAUCUUUUUGAUUUGCACUUUGUAAGUCAAGAUGAUAUUGAUGUUACCGUCUAUCACACUUUAUGCAGCACAUUGCCGCAAAUUUCUUUUUUCCUAUGGUAAUUGAUUUAUGAAUAAUAAAGGAAUUUAUAUAUGUAUGUAAGAGGGUCUGAGUUAUAUUG